ACUGGCAUCUUCUAUUAAAUUUUUCAAGUGAGUGAAUUUGGACAGCUUAAAGUACGACGUACCUAAUUUUCUUUUUCUAUUUUCCUGAUUAUUUGGUACAGAAAUGGGUUUGGCAAUAUCAAGGUUUGCAAAAAUGCUCUUUGCGAAGAAAGAAAUGAGGAUUCUGAUGGUUGGUCUUGAUGCCGCUGGCAAAACUACUAUUCUGUACAAGUUAAAGCUUGGAGAGAUUGUUACUACCAUCCCCACUAUAGGCUUCAAUGUAGAGACAGUGGAAUACAAAAACGCGAGUUUCACAGUAUGGGAUGUAGGAGGGCAGGAUAAGAUUCGACCUUUAUGGAGGCACUACUUUCAGAACACUCAGGGCCUUAUUUUCGUAGUUGAUAGUAAUGACAAAGAAAGAAUUUCAGAAGCAAGAGAUGAGCUCCAUCGAAUGCUUAAUGAGGAGGAACUACGUGAUGCCAUCCUUCUUGUCUUUGCCAAUAAGCAAGAUCUCCCAAAUGCCAUGAGAGUUUCUGAAAUCACAGAUAAACUUGGCCUCCACUCACUCCGUCAGCGCCGCUGGUAUAUCCAGAGUGCCUGCGCAACUUCGGGUCAGGGACUCUACGAGGGCCUAGAUUGGUUGUCUAGCAAUAUCUCAAGCAAGGCAUAACUGCAGAAGCUGUCAACUUGGCGCCUCCAGAACUUAUUUCCUUACGUCUAGACAGGUAAUGAAUCACAAAUUCCUGCUAAAGAAAUUUAGGAUGCAGAACGGGCAUGAGCAAGUGAAAGCAUGUAAAAUUUAGAUAUUAAGCCCUGUCAUUUUGCAUCGAGUAAGUGUAAUGCAGAAGGUCUGAUACUGUGUGCGAAAUGGCAUCUUCUUCUGUUCCUAUUUUUCUUUUUGCCUUUUUUGCUGUGAUGGUAAUGAAUCACUUCUUAGCCCCU
Coffea eugenioides is the source of this 921-nucleotide messenger RNA. Its product is annotated as ADP-ribosylation factor 1-like. The transcript is spliced from 6 exons. Gene Ontology annotation, cellular component: cytoplasm. Bases 104 to 649 code for a protein of 181 amino acids. Gene Ontology annotation, biological process: vesicle-mediated transport; intracellular protein transport. The record is from RefSeq and is a predicted model, not a curated record. Gene Ontology annotation, molecular function: GTPase activity; GTP binding. Lineage: Eukaryota; Viridiplantae; Streptophyta; Magnoliopsida; Gentianales; Rubiaceae.